AUGGAGAACGGCGACGGCGUUCCCAGCGGGCCAGCUGCGGCGGUGACCGAGACUCGGACGGCGCCAGUGGAGGCAACGGCGGUGCGGGAGCAGGACCGUCUGAUGCCGAUCGCGAACGUGACCCGGAUCAUGCGUCGCGUGCUCCCUCCCCACGCCAAGAUCUCGGAGGACGCGAAGGAACUGGUCCAGGACUGCGUGUCGGAGUUCAUCAGCUUCGUGACAGGCGAGGCGAACGAGCGGUGCCACGCCGAGCACCGAAAGACCGUCACCGGCGAGGACGUGGUGUGGGCGAUGGACAACCUCGGCUUCGACGACUAUGUCAUGCCCCUCACCUCCUUCCUCCAGCGUAUGCGCGCGUCCGACGGCCGCGCCGCCGUGGCGACCCGCGGGCCUGGCAACGGCGCGCAGAUGCAGGUGCAGAGAGCCAUGUACGCACCCCCGCCUCCGGGGCAGGGGUACGACGUCGCGAUGGCGCCUGUCCUGCAGGCCACCGUCGUCUCGCCGAGCGUGGUCGCAUACGGUGCAGGCAUAGCUGCGUACGUAGGCUGUGGCGACGAGGAAAGCUCGUCGAACGGCAUGCCUAUGCCGGCGUCGGGCACCGGGCUUUCUCCAGUAGCUGAACUCUCGCGGAGCAACUCCGUCCGCCAUGGCAAUCGCUAG
This is a messenger RNA of Lolium rigidum, 660 nucleotides long. Its product is annotated as nuclear transcription factor Y subunit B-4-like. The record is from RefSeq and is a predicted model, not a curated record. Lineage: Eukaryota; Viridiplantae; Streptophyta; Magnoliopsida; Poales; Poaceae. Gene Ontology annotation, cellular component: CCAAT-binding factor complex; nucleus. Gene Ontology annotation, biological process: regulation of transcription by RNA polymerase II. Bases 1 to 660 code for a protein of 219 amino acids. Gene Ontology annotation, molecular function: DNA-binding transcription activator activity, RNA polymerase II-specific; RNA polymerase II cis-regulatory region sequence-specific DNA binding; protein heterodimerization activity. The transcript has a single exon.